Messenger RNA from Prunus armeniaca (apricot), 882 nucleotides. The record is from the annotation of a GenBank genome assembly. Lineage: Eukaryota; Viridiplantae; Streptophyta; Magnoliopsida; Rosales; Rosaceae.
AUGCCGAACACGAGGCGACCCACAAUGAAGAAAGAUUAUUCCGAUCAAUUGAAGGGUGAAGAUUCCGAACACGAGGCGGCCCACAAUGAAGAAAGGGUGCAGAUGCCGAACACGAGGCAGCCCACAAUGAAGAAAGGUACAUAUGACAAAUACCCUAUCAUCAAUGCAACUGCAAGAGUAAGAGCCAUUAGUAAUAACAAAAUGUCAAACACGAGGCGGCCCACAACGAAGAAAGGUAAAUAUGACAGAUACUCUUUCAUCAAUGCAACUGAAAAAAUGUCGAACACGAGGCAGCCAACAAUGAAGAAAGGUAAAUAUGCCAGAUACUCUAUCAUCAAUGCAACUGCAAGAAUGUCGAACACGAAGUGGCCCACAAUGAAGAAAUGUAAAUAUGACAGAUACCCUCUCAUCAAUGUAACUGCAAGAAUGUCGAACACGAAGCGGCCCACAAUGAAAAAAGAUUACUCGGAUCAGUUGAAGGGUGCAGAUGCCGAACACGAGGCGGCCCACAAUGAAGAAAGGGUGCAAAUGCCGAACACGAGGCGGCCCAUAAUGAAGAAAGGUAAAUAUGAUAGAAACCCUAUUAUCAAUGCAACUGCAAGAAUUACUCGGAUCAGUUCAAGGGUGCAGAUGCCGAACACGAGGCGGCUCACAAUGAAGAAAGAUUACUCGGAUCAGUUGAAGGGUGCAGAUGUCGAACACAUGGUGGCCCACAAUGAAGAAAGGGUGCAGAUGUCGAACACGACGCAGCCCACAUUGAAGAAAGAUUACUUGGAUCAGUUGAAAGGUGCAAAUGUCGAACACGAGGCAGCCCACAAUGAUGAAAGAUUACUCGGAUCAGUUAAAGGGUGCAGAUGUCGAACACGAGAUGGCCCGCAAUGA